AUCUCGAUUUUGUUGUGGAUGACUAUGGAGUAGGCAAUGGGGAACGCGGCCUCCUCCUCACUCAGCGGGAACUCCAGGAAGCGCCGGGUCUCCUUGAAGCUGCUGCAGUCCCUUGUCAUGUUCAGGUCUGGAUGUAUCAAGAAACCAAACACAGACCAUGCAUCAGGACUGAGAACCAGUAAUGAAUUUGAAAAUAAACUGUAACUCUUUAAUCACAUUUUUACAUGAAGACAGCUGUACUUCUUUGUUAAAAGCCAACAAUAGGAUCAGCUUGAAUCCUUCAUUCCCAAAUCUGUCUCCCCAGGGACAGCUCAGGGAGCUGGGAAAACAAGGGUUGUGUUACAGGUUCAAUGCCCCACUGUUUUUGGACCUCUGCGGAAAUCUUACUGGAGGUGAAGAAUUUUUGCUUUCAUCCAAGGAAAAAUAGCUGAAUUGUAUGGAAUAACAGUGUUUCAUGCUUCUCAGGCUACAAACAAUGUGCUAAUAAUUCUCAGAGGAGUACGGAUAGCAAUCCUAGAGCCAGAAAAACCAAGUUCAGGAAAGGCAAAGUACACGAUCUCACAUCAUGCUCCUCCUGGAAUCACUAGCUUUUUGCAAGCUCAGAAUGGAGAGGGUGAAUAGAAGAAUAUCCCAAGUUGGAAGGGACCCUCGAGGAUCAUCGAGUCCAACUCAUGGUAGAACUGAAAUUAAAGAGGACAGUAUACAUCGUAUAUGGCUACCAUAUGUGUUGGUUUCUCAUGAUAAAUAGCUUUGUGCUGGAAGGCAGUGAGAGAUAGUAUCAGAGAAGGAAGGAAGGACGUGAGAAGGCUGAGAACCCCCCCAAAAAGACCAGGGGUCUGGGUGAGACUUGAUGGAUUUAUGCAGCCAAUGUUUAUAAUGGAUAUAGGUAGUAAGCAACUGAAGUAGGGGGUUGAUACCUUACUGACUGAGGUUUUUUAUUUUUAUUUUAUAAACUCUGGACAGAUUGCACUAACUCUGACAGAGAUCUUUUUUGUCUGUCAGUACCAGCAGCAAAAUGUAUUAGAGGUCAUGAUAAUGCACUUGAGUCUCUGUCCUUAUUUCAACUGCCUGAAAUGUUUAUAGUAGAUAAUGGUAUUGACAUAUGUACAUUUAAAUACUAAUGUUUCGAAGUUUUAAGGUAAGAACUUCUUAAGAAUCGGGAGCAGGCCUGCACUUAAAUUCCAUGUCGUCUUUACACAGCCUGGUAAUGUAUUUCUUCUUGUUCAAAUUAUUUAACCUCAGUGUAAUUGCUGCAUUUAUAAAAUGGGAAUUACAGGACUCUGUGGGAUACAGUCUGCAUACAUAUGGUUGCUGUUACUUUUGCAGUACUGUGGGAAAGCAAAAUGCUGCACUAUAAAAAAGUCCUGCUGAGAAAAAGCAACCUGGAGACUCAUUCAGCUACAUCCUACAAGGGGAAACAAGUAUCUCUCCUUUUCUCUGAAACUCUGCAUUUUGAGACCUGAGGAUAUGUAGGCAAGAUGAAACUACUGUGCCUUGAAGCAGAGAACAAAGCAAGGCACGUGACACUCCAGAGCUUUGAAAUCAGAAGUAAAAUCAGCUGGACAGUUGCCUCCUGCCUUCCUAAAUAGGUAAACAUACCAAAAACAGAAACAGAGGCUUGUCUACCUCAUUCCUGAAGAAAGUGGGAAUACUGGUGUGGUUGCCUGCAUCAUUUGCUUGACCAAAAUGAGAUAAGGCAUGCAGGAAAGAAGGGUAUUUUGGCAAGUAGAAGCUACCAUGAUUUCUCAGGGGACACAAUUUUGCUUAUUCAUACCUUCUACUGUGGCAAAAAUGGAUUAUUUUCCUCACCAAAAACCAGCAGCAUAACACCCAUCCAACACUUGCCUCAAGGAAAUCUUAUUUAAAGUCUGUUCAAAUUUAUUUCUCUGUAGCUGUGUUACAAGCAAGCGCCAGUAUCAUCUGUUCCUGGUAGGAAACCUCCAUGCUCAUCUGUACCCUUGGCACCUGGCAAAGUUGCAGCUGAGGAGGAAUCCUGUGAGGAGGAAUCAACAGAAAAGAUCUAAUUCAUGUUUAAAGAUGGAUGCCUUCUAGCCAACCGGCGAGUCCUGCUGCUGCUGCGUGCCUGGCAGCAUCCCUGGAUGAUCACAUGACUCUUGAUAUGGAUGCAGUCCUGUCAGACUUUGUUCGGUCCACAGGGGCAGAACCGGGUCUGGCAAGAGACUUACUGGAAGGCAAAAACUGGGACCUGACAGCUGCUUUGAGUGACUAUGAGCAGCUCCGGCAGGUGCACACCGCCAACCUGCCACAGGUGUUUAACGAGGGCAAGCACUGCAAGCAGCCAGAGCCAGAGCAGCCCCCUCAGGUGACAAAGGCUGAGCGGCCCUGCCUGCAGAGGCAGGAUGACAUUGCUCAAGAGAAGCGGCUUUCCAGAGGCAUUUCUCACGCCAGCUCAGCCAUAGUCUCUCUUGCUCGAUCACAUGUAGCAAACGAGUGCAGCAAUGAACAGUUCCCUUUGGAGAUGCCCAUCUACACAUUCCAGCUACCAGACCUUAGCGUGUACAGUGAAGAUUUCAGAAGCUUCAUUGAACGUGACUUAAUUGAGCAGGCUACAAUGGUUGCUUUGGAGCAAGCAGGGCGAUUAAAUUGGUGGUCCACAGUGUGUACAAGCUGUAAACGUCUUCUUCCCUUGGCGACAACAGGUGAUGGGAACUGCCUCUUGCAUGCUGCCUCUUUAGGGAUGUGGGGAUUUCAUGACCGGGACCUUGUUUUACGGAAAGCACUCUACACUAUGAUGAGAAGUGGAGCUGAAAGGGAAGCACUGAAAAGAAGAUGGAGAUGGCAACAGACCCAGCAAAAUAAGGAGUCAGGUUUAGUGUAUACAGAAGAAGAAUGGGAACGGGAGUGGAAUGAACUGCUUAAGCUGGCAUCAAGUGAGCCUCGCACACAUUUCAGCAAAAAUGGAGGCACCGGUGGUGGAGUUGAUAACUCAGAAGAUCCAGUAUAUGAGAGCUUAGAAGAGUUCCACGUUUUUGUCUUAGCCCAUAUUUUAAGAAGACCUAUUGUUGUAGUAGCAGACACAAUGUUACGAGACUCAGGGGGAGAAGCAUUUGCACCUAUACCAUUUGGAGGAAUUUAUUUGCCACUUGAAGUUCUACCUAACAGAUGUCAUUGCUCACCCCUUGUUCUAGCCUACGAUCAGGCACAUUUCUCUGCCCUUGUUUCCAUGGAACAAAAAGAUCAACAGAGAGAACAAGCGGUGAUCCCCCUGACUGACUCUGAACACAAGCUACUGCCUUUGCACUUUGCGGUUGAUCCUGGGAAAGACUGGGAGUGGGGAAAAGAUGACAAUGAUAACACCAGACUGGCCAAUUUGAUUCUGUCUCUCGAGGCAAAGCUUAAUCUUCUGCACAGCUAUAUGAAUGUAACAUGGAUACGCAUACCAUCUGAGACACGGCAGGCCCCUUUGGCUCAACCAGAAUCCCCUACAGCUUCAGCUGGGGAAGAUGUUCAGUCUCUGGCUGACUCAAUGGACUCGGACCGGGAUUCCAUCUGUAGUAAUUCCAACGGCAAUAAUGGCAAAAACAGUAAAGAAAAAGAAAAGGACAAACAGAGGAAAGAUAAAGACAAAAACAGGACGGAUUCAGUUGCCAAUAAAAUUGGAAGCCUCAGUAAAAGCCUGGGAAUUAAACUGAAAAAGAAUAUGGGUGGUCUCGGAGGCCUGGUGCAUGGCAAAAUGAGCAGGGCAAAUUCAGGAAAUGGGAAAAAUGGUGACACUGUAGAGAAAGUCAAAGAGAAGAAGUCUAAGUCUCGAAAAGGGAGCAAAGAGGAAUCUGGGCAGUCUGCAAGCACUUCUCCGUCUGAAAAGACCACUCCAUCUCCUACUGACAGAGCUAGCAACUCACCCAUUGAGAAGAUGAACACUAAAUCUUUCUCCGACAAGCAGUCUGACCCAUGGAAGUACAGCACUGAUGUGAAACUCAGCCUCAAUAUUUUGAGAGCUGCCAUGCAGGGUGAACGCAAGUUUAUUUUUGCUGGCCUUCUUUUGACCAGCCAUAGGCAUCAGUUCCACGAGGAGAUGAUAGGUUAUUACCUGACCAGCGCACAGGAGCGUUUCAAUGCAGAGCAGGAACAGAAAAGAAAGGAUGCUGAGAAAAAGGCUGCACUGAAUGGGUCCUCUACCAAGAAACUGGAGCCAGAAGCGUAUUCAAAAGAGAAGUUAGAAGCAUCUCCUCAGGAUAGGGCAUCACCUGUCUUGCCUCAAAGCCAUACAACUCAACUGGUUUUAAAAUUUAAAGAUCGCACUAGUCCCACGCCUGGGUCAUUUUCUUCACCUAGUAACGGUGCUAAGAGAAGCGGCCCCAUCCCAGUCUCUGCCCACUAUAGCCAUACACCACCUGUUCAAAGGCAAAGUGUCAUCCAUCUGCAUGAUGUCAACUCCAAGCCAUCGAGCUUCCAAGAUGAUACCUACAAGCCAGUUGUCGGCACCUUAAAAACCUGUGCCACGUACCCCCAGCAGAACAGAUCCCUGUCUUCUCAGAGCUACAGCCCAGCCCGGAUAUCUGGAAUCCGUACGGUGAACACAGUGGAAUCGCUGAGCUAUGCCAUGCCUACUGAACACAAGUCUCAGACAUACACAAAUGGAUUCAAUACCGGCGAUAUUAGAGACUGCUUAGAAUAUGCUGAUGAGGAUGCUCCUCAGACCUGGUUGAACAAUGAUAAAAAUCAAGGCAGAAGCACAGUUUGCCCAAUAUAUCCCAUCCAGCAGAACCGCUGUAAGAAGGAUAACUGUUCCUUUUAUGGUCGUCCUGAGACUGAAAAUUACUGUUCAUACUGCUACAAAGAAGAGUUGAAGCGCAGGGAGAGAGAAAGCAAGGGACACAGGCAUUGAGGAUUCUUCUGUGACUAUUUAGUUUUAUCAUUUUCUUACUUACAAAGUAAACAGUGUUGAAUUGCAGUAAAAGGAAUCCUUACAAAAAGAAUAAAGGAUUGAUGAGUAAAUUAGUGUCUAGCUUUUCGCUUUUCCGGGGCAAUGAGGAAAUAAUAGGAUUAAUUUAUCAUAAAAAAUAUAUAUAUUAUUUUCCAUUU
Messenger RNA from Anas platyrhynchos (mallard), 5046 nucleotides. The record is from RefSeq and is a predicted model, not a curated record. NCBI's taxonomy places the organism in Eukaryota, Metazoa, Chordata, Aves, Anseriformes, Anatidae.